AUGUCGGAUGUCUACACCGCCAUUUGCCGUGGUUCAUGUGUUGUUGUGACUUGUAAGCAGGAGACACAAUACAAUGUUAUCUUUGAUGCUGUGGAAUUCUUGCGUAAUAAUUGUAACUGGUACAAAGGUUCUUGGGAAGGGAGAGCUAUUUUGGUUAAGCUGCGUGAAAGUGUACCUGAGAGUGAAAGCUCUUUUGGGAAGAUCCUAUUAAGGCUUUCUCGUGAAAUUGUGAUUGCUACUCAGAUGUCAACUCAUAAUAAGGUCCAUAAACUACUAGGAUGCUGCCUUGAGACUAAAGUUCCAGUUCUUAUUUAUGAGUGGGUGGCUGCUGAAACUCUUGAAGAUCGUAUAUUACUCAAAGAUGAGAAACAAAACAAACUACCUGUAUUAGAGUGGAAAGACAGACUAAGGAUUGCAUGGGAAAUCUCUUGUGCUGUUUCAUAUUUCCAUUCAGCUUUUCCAAGGCCUUUCAUCCACGGGUACUUGGAACCUCUUAGUGUUUUUUUGAACCAGGACAAUGCUGCCAUAUUGUCCAACUUCAGUCUUUCUGCUUCUAUUCCCGAGGGUCAAAAUUUUGUGGUUGAUCAUUUUGUAGAAGAGACCAGGGGUUAUGAGGCACCUGAAUAUCAAACACGUAGAGAAUUCACAGAAUAUACAGAUGUGUAUUCAUUUGGUGUGCUUUUUCUUGUGCUCUUAACAGGAAAAGAUGCUACCUUUUCUUGUAUCUGCAUUGGAGAAAAUGCUAAGUCGACCAACAUAAUUGACUGGGUAACCUCAAAGAUAAGAAAUAAGCGCAUUAGUGAGAUUGUAGAUCCUGUAAUUAAUAAUAGUGAAAUACCAGCCUCUGAAUUGAGUGCAUCUAUAGAUCUUGCACUCAGGUGCACAUCAUUUCAAGCAUACAAAAGGCCAACCAUGGAGGAUGUUGAAAUUGAGCUUUGCAACAUGCUCAGAUCCUCUAAAUCUAUCCCUACCACCAGCAGUGUUGUCUGAAUGUCCAUGCUACAGCCUCAAUUACAAUUGAUUGAUAGUGUAUUAUGCAGAUCUGUUUAUAACAAGUUUCUUGCGACACAUCAAUGAAAACAUACUUUAAAACAGUAACAUCAAAGUACUAGUAUUAACCAUGAAAUGUCUAAGUAAUCUCCUUGAUUUACCGAGCUCACAAAUCAAGUGACAUCUUCGGUAAUACAGAUAAAAUAUAUCAAGUCUUACUCAUUGAAUAUGACUAUAUUUUUCAUUUGUAAAAAAUUUAAAUAAAAUCCAAAAUUAAAAGUCAUAGCAUUGUGUUUUAUGCAUACCAUCACAUACUCAUAUCUAACCCGAACAAAAUAAAAUACGGAGUAAUUAUAAAUUAAAUAGCACAGAAAAAC
This is a messenger RNA of Chenopodium quinoa (quinoa), 1367 nucleotides long. Its product is annotated as non-functional pseudokinase ZED1-like. Gene Ontology annotation, cellular component: plasma membrane. Bases 1 to 990 code for a protein of 329 amino acids. Gene Ontology annotation, biological process: cell surface receptor signaling pathway; protein phosphorylation. The transcript has 2 exons. Gene Ontology annotation, molecular function: ATP binding; protein serine/threonine kinase activity. The record is from RefSeq and is a predicted model, not a curated record. NCBI's taxonomy places the organism in Eukaryota, Viridiplantae, Streptophyta, Magnoliopsida, Caryophyllales, Amaranthaceae.